Onychostoma macrolepis is the source of this 6320-nucleotide messenger RNA. RefSeq names its product leucine-rich repeats and calponin homology (CH) domain containing 2 (gene lrch2). NCBI's taxonomy places the organism in Eukaryota, Metazoa, Chordata, Actinopteri, Cypriniformes, Cyprinidae. Gene Ontology annotation, molecular function: protein binding. The transcript is spliced from 22 exons. The coding region runs from base 351 to 2423 and encodes 690 amino acids. The record is from RefSeq and is a predicted model, not a curated record.
UUAAAAUUCAAAAAUGUAGCCUAUUAGUAGCUAAUAGUUAAUGUUGAAAUGAACACUCUAACAAGGAACAAUACUUCUACAGUAGAGGCUGACAUUUUUUCGGGAUUCCCACGGGUCACGGGAAUCCCGCGGGAUGGGAAACAAAAUCGCUACGAAUCACGUGAUUGGGACUGGACAGAAAAAAAUGUCAUCGGGAGUGGGCGGGACCGGGAAUAGUAAUGAUACCCAACUUUAUACACAAAUAUAUAUAUUUUAUAUAAAUAAACUAUAAACUGUAUAUUUUAAUUUUGAACUCAAUUCUAGUUGCCCUGUCUCGCUCUCCUCCUGUUUGCUUUGGUGUGGCUGCGUGAAUGACGCAGUCCGUGACGGACAGAUCGUUAACAGCUGGUCUAUGUGACUUGUCGAAAAACCGUUUUUGUGAAAUCCCUCCAGAAGUUUGUAUGUUUGCGCCGCUGGAGUCAUUAAACCUCUACCACAACUGCAUAAAGAUGGUUCCAGAGGCCAUUAUCAACCUACAGAUGCUCACCUACCUGAACAUCAGUCGAAAUCAGCUGUCCGUUCUCCCCAAGUUUCUCUUCAAUCUUCCUCUGAAAGUGCUGGUGGUCAGCAACAAUAAACUUUUGUCUAUUCCUGAGGAGAUCGGAAAGGCCAAAGACCUCAUGGAACUGGACAUCAGCUGUAAUGAGAUCCAGGUGCUUCCUACUCAAAUGGGGAAACUCCUCGCGUUACGUGAACUCAACAUACGAAGAAACUAUCUACAAGUUUUACCAGAUGAGUUGUCGGAUCUGCCAUUGAUUAGGUUGGAUUUCUCCUGUAAUAAAAUCACUGAGAUUCCCAUAUCUUACCGCAAACUUAAGCAGUUACAGCACAUCGUUCUUGACAACAACCCCAUGCAGUCUCCUCCUGCCCAGAUCUGCCUAAAGGGAAAGAUCCACAUCUUUAAGUAUUUAAACCUGCAGGCAUGUCGCCUGGAUAAAAAACCAGACACACUUGACCUGCCUUCUCUGGGAAAACGCUGCUUGCCUCAGCAGCUGACAGACAGUAUGGAAGAUUUCUAUCCCAGUAAAAACCAUGGCCCUGACUCAGGUAUUGGCAGUGACAACGGUGACAAAAGACUGUCGACUACAGAGCCGUCUGAUGACGACACCAUGAGUCUUCACUCUCAAGUGUCUGAGACGGCACGGGCUGACGCACACAUACUUCUCACAAAGCUGGACUCAAACAAAGAUCAGGAUCCAUAUGACUUUAUUGACCCAAAUCCAGACGAAGAGGCCACUCUGUCUGAAGGAGAUCUACAGCACAAUGCACCCUAUGUGUCAUGUAUAAAGGAGCUGGAGCGGGUUCUGAAAACGCACCAAAGUAAAGACAAAGAGAACUGGAAAGAGGAGUCAGGCUCAGAGAAAGAGCAGUUAGCUGAAGAAGACGAGGAUGACUUAAAGGAAGUGUUGGAUCUGAGGAAAAUCGCAGUACAGCUGCUACAACAAGAGCAACAGAACAGGAGGCGAUCCCUAAUUUGUAGGGCAGAGAGUCUAAUACACCGUAGAAGAGCCGCGGGGAGAGCUCACAGGUUCCUCAGCCACUCAGGGAGUAGCACCAAACAAAGAACUCCAUCUCAGACUGUUAGAAGUGCAUCACUAGAUGAAGGAAGCAGCUCAGCCUCCGCCUUGAGUGGACAGGAGACUGAUCUCACUGAUGAAGAUGCAGCUUUCUCUGAGCCUUCUUCAUCUUGCUCAUUUGAUGGAAGUUUAAAAUCAGAGAGCAGUGACUCAGAGCCAAGAUGGCCGGAGGUUCCUCCUGUGCUCAAUCAGAAUGAGGAUCGGAGAAGAAACAAGUACCUGAGAAAAGACUACCUAAAGUAUAAGUGCCAAAGUGCUCGAAGAAACUCCAGUGGCAACGACAAUGAUUGCGAGGAGGGAAUGCGAUCUAAUGAUUUUACCACAACUCUGACUGUCUUUGGCCUGAAACCCAGAUCAGCCUUCUCCCGUGGAAAUCGUCAAGACUUCAGCUCCACGGACCCAAGCUUCACCAUGAGGAGAAAGAUGGAGCACCUCAGGGAGGAGAUGGAGCAGAUCAGACUCUUGCGGCAGAACCUCGAGUCUAGGCUAAAGGUUUUGUUGCCAGAUGAUGUGGGUGCUGCUUUGAUGGAUGGUGUUGUUUUAUGCCAUCUGGCUAAUCACAUUCGUCCUCGUUCCGUAGCUAGCAUUCAUGUACCAUCCCCUGCUGUGCCAAAGCUGAGUAUGGCCAAGUGUCGGCGGAAUGUGGAGAAUUUCUUGGAUGCAUGUAAAAAGCUUGGAGUGCCACAGGACAAGUUGUGUUUGCCGCAUCACAUCCUGGAGGAGAGAGGUCUGGUAAAGGUUGGUGUCACUGUACAGGCACUGCUGGAACUUCCAUCAUCAAAACCCAACCAACUUUCUACCAUGUAGCAUCACUGGAUCAUGGGACGUCCAUUAGCAUCCCUUUACCCUGCCUUACCACCUCAUCCUCACUCCUCACUCUCAAUGCUGAUAUUUGACCUACUAUAUGGGGAGGUCAUGACCCUUCGACCUUUACAACUGUGGUGAACAGGCUGGGUUCCCCCUACCUCUUAUAAGCCUCUAUGGAGGGGUCUAGACAUUUUAAAGCUCCAAUAUUGUGCCCUAUAUGAGGGAAACUAAUUCUUAAAGCCACACAUUUCAUUCUGAGGGGAAAUACCUGUUUCUAUUCCACAACUGGCAAUGCUGACUCUCCCCUCUCAAUGCUGGACACCUCUGUCUCCUGUCAUUUGUAUCUCCUUCUCACCUGUCUCAUGUUCACUCUUCUCUUGGACCGGUGAGCCCCCAGUUGGCGAGGACAGGAGAAAAUCCUGCAGCUAUCUGGCUGAUUCUGGACCAGAGGGUAGAUGUUAAAUCAAUGUCACUCCAGCCCUCUCCUGUAUGAAGUCACAAAGAGCUGUCAAGCAUCUUGUUACAUUCUGACUGUUGUUUCCUGUCGCUUUGAAGAAAUAAGUGGGGCAGAGACAGUAUUGAUGUGCAUGUAAUAACAACCAGACCAGCACUGAGGACGUCUAGAAAGGACAGACAAAGGUGUUGGCAUAAAUGUUGAUGUAUUGCAGUCAGGUGAAUCACUGGCAGUGCAUUAGAAAGUAAUCAUAUCUUUCUGCAUGCCUGAACGGUUUUAACAAUGAAGACACUGCUCACGUGCCCGCACGAGACAAAGGCUUUUUUGUGUUUUUUUACGUACAUGCCAGUGUUGCCAAAUGCUUGUUUAUCUCACAGGUUGUAUUUUAGUGCUUUAGUUCUCACAAGCCCGCGUGUGCCGGGAAAUCACAACAUCAUAAAGUUUCGCACGUGCCAGUGUAAUUUGCACUGUGCUAAAAUUUUGUUUGUUGUGCAGGUCUGGGUAUGUACGUAAAGUUUCAGCACUAAAAAUAGGUCAAUUAGAAACAUUUGCAAAACCUAAUUAUAAUUACAGAGUAAGAACAGUAAAUUAAGUAAAGAUGGGCAUUUGAUUGUUUGGUUAAAUUCAUAAUCAGCUCUUCAUAAAGACUCUUUCUUGGAAAAACAAAUCAGAAGAGUAUUUUAUACUUGUAAAACUGAAUUAUGUUAAGUAAAGGAUUGAUGUGAAAGCAGUUCAUUCACCACAGUAAACUGAGAAGGUUUAUAGAAAUGUUAAAAUAUGUACAAAUAGUUUUUUUUUUUUUAUCAGGGAAUUUAUUUAUUUACCUUUAUGUACUUUUGUAUGUUUUAUUUAUUUCUUUGAGUUCUAUUUACUUCUUUAUCAACCUCUGAAAUACAUUAACUGUAUUGUCCAAAAAUCAGCAAUACUGUUCAGAAAUUCUUGAGUGUUAUAUAAUAAUUUCCAAACAUGGAAAUUGGGGCAGCCAUCUUAACGGGUUGUUGCUUUGGAAUUUGCUUGCUGCCAAUUUCUGUAUGACACUGCGUUUACAUGCACACCAAAAAGCCGGUUAUUGUGAGGAAGCUAUUUUUAGAAGAUCUAAAAGAUAAGAAAUCAGUGUUCACAGUUACAUGUCCUAUUUAGUGCAUCAACUGUGCAUGUGGUGCAUCAGCAACUGCUUUUUCCACACAUUUACUUUACAUUAUUAGACUCCAGUCAGGAUAGCUCCAUAUUUAAUUUUUAACAGGAAUGAAAACAAGGCUGUGAGGAAUAGAACUUCUAUGUAUUCAGUGGGUUGUGCUGUUGUUUGAAGGAAUAAUUCACCCAAAAAUGAAAAUUCCGUCAUUAAUUACACACCCUCAUGUCAUUCCAAACCCGUAAGACCUCUGUUCAUCUUCGGAACACAAAUUAAGAUAUUUUGGUUGAAAUCCGAGAGCUUUCUGUCCCUGCAUAGACAGGAACUGUAUACGUUCAAGACCCAGAAAGGUAGUAAGGUCAUUGUUAAAAUAGUCCAUGUGGCAUCAGUGGUUCAACCGUAAUUUUAUGAAGCUACCAAAAUAAUUUUUGCACACAAAGAAAACAAAAAUUAACGACUUUAUUCAACACUUCUUCUCUUCUUUGGCACACAUUUAACAACAUACUGACUGUUCAGCUGAUGAAACGUCUUUCAGACAAAAAAUGUUUAGUUGACAAACACCAUAAAAUUCAGUGCAUGGACAAUUUUAAUCGCUGUUUGAUAUUUGCACAGAAAACCUUUUUGAUGCACUCUGCCACUCUCAACACUUUCUGUCAAUCACACAAUUCGCCAGGUGAGUGUGAAGCUUUACUUCCAUAGGAAUGAGUUGAAAAUGCUUGCUCCGCUCUGCACAAGUGGAAGGUGCAUGUACUGUAAACAUGAAUGCUGUUAAGCCACUUUAUGGUGUGCAUGUAAGUACUGUUGGUCGAACACUUACUAUUUGUGAUUGUUCACCAUGUAUUCCUGUGAAAAACAUGUAUUUUUGUUUAUCUUAUUGCAGAUGUGGCUAGUAAUGACUAGAAGUAAUGACUUCCAACACUUGAAAGUUAAACUGCCUCAUGGUGUUUUGAAGAGAAAGUCCUUGAAAAAGUCACAGUAUGCCCAACUGGCAGCAGAAGCAGCUGUUGACAACUUUUCUUGGAAAGGAGUUUUAGGACCCAGAUUUACAGUGAUGUGUAACGAAUGUCUCACUCCCCUAUCAUGCUCCACACAGCAUAGCAGAUAGGCUACAUCUGGUUCAGUGCCAGAGGUUUGUGAUGGAUGGAUUGGUGACAGAAGUUCCUUAGGCUUUUUGCCUCCUUCACACAAUCUCAGCCAAGAAUGAAAAAGGUUUUCUACAGGUUACAGGCCCCAUUAACAAAAUGUUUCAGUUUUAGUUCCACUCAGUCACACCCUCUAAUUUAACUGUUUCUAUGUUUGGCUUCAAUAUUUAUGACACCAUUUCCCAGUUAGCCAUCUAUCACUCUUACAUUACCACUGUCAUCACUUGCAGAACUCCUGAAGUAGGUUGCCUGCUACAAGGUAUAGGCUGCAUACUGCAUGAUACUGUUUUAUUAAUACACCAUAGUACUCAGUAUGCAACAGUGAUUGAACUGUAGCAGAGAUGAUCAUUGUCAUAUGAUGUUUCAUGACACUUAUUGCGAAGUAGGAAACAAGCAGACCGCUCAUACCCAGUUUGCACAUUCACACUAGUCAUUGAGAGUAGUAUGCUAUUUUAAUGACCGCCAUUCUCAUGUUUUUUUUUUUUUUUAUCUUUCCCCAUCAAACUCAAUCUUGGCAAAGCUUUGAAAUAAUCACCCGUCAGCUCUGAUUCUUAUUCAUGUUGAUGAGAAACUGUUCAGUUUGUAAAAAGAUGUGUUGAUUAAAAAGUAAUAGACAGGGGAUGCCUCCUACGCAGUGCGUAAUGUAUGUAUAAAUGUUUUUGUAUGGCAACUGGAAUGCAUGUCUGGAUCAUACCAUUAUUCAUGUACAUAAUCUAUGUUUCAACACAUUAGAAUGUUUCCUUAAAAAGGAAACCAGCCAAAACAUUUCAAAAUACUGGAAUAAACAGACCUUUUACAGUGUUUUGUUGUGUCCUGAUCAUUUGCUUUGUACUUCUUCACUGCAGGAACAUAAUUCUCCAUGAAAGAGGAGAAAAUACAGACACCCUCUAAUAAGUGUCAAACUAUAAUAAGCAGUGCUUAAAAUGAUCAAGCACAGCUAUGUGGUAUGAGAUGUGACCACUCGACAUCCGCUACAUUAUUAAUGUACUAUGAACCCAUUUCUAAGGAAAGCUGUUGUCUCUUUUCCAGAGAAUCAUCCAAGACAGGGAGUCAGGAAGGAAGGGUUGUGCUUUCUCAUGUUACUUGUGAACCAGAAAUGUACACGCUAUUAACUUGUUUGCAGCUCUCAUCAUUUUGAGGUCAAAUCAGUGUAGCAGAAUAACUUGAAC